AUGGCAUCCAAACAAGAAAAACAAGAACAAAAGUCUGGGACUAAAGAUAGGUCCACACCAUAUUCGGAGUAUGAAGACCCAAGUCAGUUGAAAGGCAAAGCAAGUAAUUCUAAACCAGACGAUCAGAACAGACAGGCCCAGUAUGUACCAGAAAAACGAAGUGAUUACGAAGACAGAGAUUUCAGUACACAUAACAUUGCACAGCUUACUUCUUACGAAGACUUUUCUCUUGAUGGAAGAACUACAAGCUCAGAAGAAAAAAGAAAUGAUUACGAAGACAGAGAUUUCAGUACAAUUAACAUUGUGCAGCUUACUUCGUACGAAGACUUUUCUCCUAAUAGAAGGACCACAAGCUCAGAAGACAAAAGAAGCGAUUACGAAUACAUAGAUUGCAGUACAAUUAACAUUGCGCAGCUUACUUCGUACGAAGACUUCUCUCCUGAUAGAAGAACCGCAAGCUCAGAAGAUUUUCGUGAAAUCGUUAUUAAAAUAUUAUUCGAGCGGAUGACAAUGAUAGAAAAGACAGUGGAAACUCUGAAAAAUCGUCAGGAUGUAUUAGAAAGAGUAAACUCCGAAGCAAAGACCUCCAAGCCCAAGAAAGAAAAGUCAAAAGUAAAAGGUGAAUGGGUUCUGAUCUUUAACUUAUUACCUUUGAACCUUGUGUGAUAUUUUUCGAUAAACUCAGC
Messenger RNA from Styela clava, 686 nucleotides. The record is from RefSeq and is a predicted model, not a curated record. NCBI's taxonomy places the organism in Eukaryota, Metazoa, Chordata, Ascidiacea, Stolidobranchia, Styelidae.